AUGCUCUGUUCCUCUCCAAUGCAGAGUUCUCCUCUCACAGGCUCCAAGGGGACAGGAGGAGGAGCAGGUGGAAGUUUCUAUUAUGUGCCUAGGUGUGUCCAACUCCCAUCUCUGAGGAAAAGUCCACAGAUCCCUGAGGAUAAAGCCGCCACGCCAUUGGACGAGGACAGUCACAAAAGGAGCCAGAUGGCACUGCUAGCCAAUCAGCUGAUGGAUUCAGCCAGGGUUGUGAGUGGCAUAAAUGGAAGGGUGGACAUCUUCCCACAGUUCCUGAGGGUACAGAACCAGGGUCACAUGACCCAGGUCAAUAGCACCCAGGAAGACACGCGCAAGAACAGGAAGUACCCGUGCCAACUGUGUGGUAAGCGCUUCCGCUUUAACAGCAUUCUGUCGCUGCACAUGCGCACGCACACAGGCGAGAAGCCCUUUAAAUGCCCUUACUGUGACCAUCGGGCAGCACAGAAGGGCAACCUCAAGAUCCACCUGCGCACUCACAAGCAGGGCAACCUUGGGAAAGGCCGUGGCCGGAUCAGAGAAGAGAACAGACUGCUCCAUGAGCUGGAGGAGAGGGCCAUCCUGAGGGACAGACACAUUAGGGAUGGUCUAGGUGGUCUGCCCCAGCCACCACGACCCCACAUAGCCCAGCCCCAGCAACCCAAGCCUGCCUCUACCACCACCCAGCUCCCCUUGACCUUCACAAGUUCUGGCCCUGUAGAGACUCUAUCACUGCGAUCCACUUCCCCCAAGAUGACCACCACAGGCCAGGAGGAUCACACCCAGGCCCAGCCUUCUGCAGGCUUCCGUUGCUCCUUCUGCAAGGGAAAGUUCAGGAAGCAGCAGGAGCUAGAGCGCCACAUCCGGAUCCUCCACAAGCCCUACAAGUGCACCCUGUGUGAGUUCGCCACCUCCCAUGAGGAGGAGCUCAUCAGCCAUGUGGAGACGACCCACAUCGCCUCCGAGUCGGCCCAGACUCAGAGGCCCGCGCUGGGCAGCGGUCGGGGCGUGAAGCACCCUGGUGGGGAGUUCCCCUGCGAGGUGUGUGGUCAGACCUUCAGUCAGGCCUGGUUCCUCAAGGGACACAUGCGUAAGCACAAGGACUCGUUCGAGCACUGCUGCCAGAUCUGCAGCCGGCGAUUCAAAGAACCCUGGUUCCUCAAGAACCACAUGAAGGUCCACCUCAACAAGCUGGCUGCUAAGAACAAGCAGCUCCCUGCUGACCAGGGGGUAUCUGUCAGCAUGACUAGUGUAGCCCAGGAUGCCCACUACAUCCACCUCUACUCCCAGUAUAUCUCAAGCCUCAACAGCAGGUUCCUCUCCGCUGAGAGAGCGGGCCAUUCAGAGUUCCAGCAGAUCUUCGCCACAACUGGCAUUGGGAUGAAGGUGAAAGAGAUGCUGGGUAGGAUGCUGGCACCAGGACAUGAUUCAAUGACUGAGGGGGAGAAUAAUCGCUCUUUGUUGGGCUUAAAUAAUCUGGUGCCUCCUCUGACUGCCAGCAGCAGGGAGUAUCAACUACAGGCUUCUGCCAACAAGGGAGACAACCUCAAUAGCUACCCAGGCUGGCAGGUCAUGGCACCAGGACCGGCUGUAGAUGAGGGAGACCUAUACACAGCUAAAGAACAGCAGCGGGCCUUCCUGGCUAAGCGAAGGGUGUCAUUAGAUGAGCGACAAGCAUCUGUGAGCGAACCAGAGAACCAGGCUAUUAGUAGGCCUAGCAGCCCAGGACUGAGCCAUGUCUUGCAGGGGAGCCUCAUAGGACCAUGCUUCUCUCAGACUGGCAGUACCCAGGAUGACAGCAGCCUCCCCUCCUCCCCAGUCUCAGCCAAAAUUUUCAAUGUGAGGACAGUGAAUCAACUUAGAAAACGGAUUGGAUUUGCAAAAAGCCAUCAAGCUCUAACAGGUGAGGAGAAGCCCUACAGCUGUCCCCCCAGUGACUACACCAGCCCACAGUCAGUUUCUCUCAGUUACCGUCUGGAAGGCUACCACCUCCACCACCACCCCCAGUGGAACCACGACUCCAGGGACAACAUAGACCCCUCGUCCCCACAGAGCCCCAGCCCCAAGGACCUGAGCCCUACUUCUGGCCUCUACAGUGGGCUGGAGGAUCCUGAUGAGAACAGGAGAAACCCAGCAACUCUGCACAUGGACAGGCUAGCACCCAAUCUGCCAACCCCUUCAAACCUGCACAAGGCCUAUGGAGGACCUCCAGCUAUGGAGGACAGCAGUGUGAAGCCACAGGGUCUUCAUCAAUCCAUACAGACCUUCAUCAAUGGCCUGACAUCUAGUGUUCUGAGAGGAGACAGAAAGAGGAGGGCAGGGGGAGGUAUGGUCAGCACUCGGGGGGGAGGACAGGGGAGCUCUGAGGGGGAGGACCGUGUUGGAGUCAAGGGGAGUGACCGGGACAGUGAGGGGGAGACAGGUACUGGUGGCUCUGCAGUCACACCCAGGACCAGGAAGUCCCAGUAUGAGCCCCUGGAUCUGUCUCUCAGGCCAGACUGGGUGCUUUCGCCUCAGGCUGGCUCAGCCCACAUGGACAGAUCUCAAGGGGGAUUGACUGGGUUAUUCCAGCAGCACAGCAGUGUGUGUAAUGGUCCCCUCUCCUCCAAUAGCAAUAGGCUCCAGGCACACAAUGGGCAACACACGGCUGAACAGUCAGAGAUUGGAUCUGGCACUGGUGACCUGGAGAUGCCCACAAGGCAGGACGACCAACACAACUAUGACUUCUCAGCUCACAAUGAGGAUUGUGCACUCAAGAGCCAUGUCUUUAACAAAGUUGAGGAAGAAGAGGAAUUCAACAAGCUAAGGAUAAUGAAGAGUAGCAGCAGCGAAGCACGGCUGAGUGAGAAGAUGACAGAGAUGAUGGUUGGCCGUCCCCAUGGGUCCAGUGAGGCCCCUCAGUGUCCCCAGGAGAAGCAGGGCCAGUGGGGCAGGUCGGUCAUCCAGCCUCUCCUCUCUCCUCUGGAGCUGCUGAAGCCAGUGCCGACUCCUCACCACCACCACCUCCACAGAAACCUCCUGUCAGUCCUCCAGUCUUCCAGUGACCAGAACCACAUGCUCCUCAACGGCCAUGCAGCCAGAUUGAAUGGUGGCGGUGGAGGGCCCAUGGAGAGAGCAGAGACUUCAGGUGGGAAGCCUUUCCAGUGCAGGUACUGCCCUUACAGCGCCACCCAGAAGGGUAACCUGAAAACCCAUGUCCUGUGUGUCCACCGCAGGCCCUUCGACAGCAGCCUGUACCCAGACAGACGCCUCCGACGGACCCAUACCAACGCCCAUGUGACCUCCCAGGAAGGCUCCGCUGGUUCCUCCUACCUGCCCCAAAGCAUCAUGGGCUUGGGAGACGCCCCUAGGCCUACACCCACUGUGAGAGAUAUCACCGUGACAUCACUGUGUGGGACUUGACGUUGUUACGGCAACUACAUAUAGACAUUUAUAAAAUCACUGAUACGUGGUUCGGUUUCACGUGUGAAGGGUGAGAGACGGAGGAUAGGGUUGUUGUUGGAGAUGGAGUUGGAAGAGAUUCAAAACAAGAAGUUGAUGUACAUUCCAGUGUGGACUUCAAAAUAUAUUUAUCUGUAAGAAACAAACGGCCCAUAAUAAAGUGUUUUGUGGUAUGUGCA
This is a messenger RNA of Oncorhynchus kisutch (coho salmon), 3614 nucleotides long. RefSeq names its product zinc finger protein 536-like. Gene Ontology annotation, biological process: regulation of DNA-templated transcription. Gene Ontology annotation, molecular function: RNA polymerase II cis-regulatory region sequence-specific DNA binding; DNA-binding transcription factor activity, RNA polymerase II-specific. Lineage: Eukaryota; Metazoa; Chordata; Actinopteri; Salmoniformes; Salmonidae. Gene Ontology annotation, cellular component: nucleus. The record is from RefSeq and is a predicted model, not a curated record.